AAUUGUUGGCACAACAAGAAGAAUUCUUCAAUCUCGAGGAAGAUGGAGAUGAGGCUUUUGCAAUGGAAGAGGAUGAGGAUGAUGAACAUAGAAGGCAGAGAGUGUCACAUUUCCAUCGUGUCAUGAAAAUUGUGGGUUAGAUAUCCAAACCUAAACGUACCGUAAACAUAAAUAGAAAGAGAGAAGACGAGAAGAGGAGAGAGAGAGGAUGAGUGACACCAGAGCAACAAAGGUGGUGAGUGUAACUGGAGCGUCCGGUUACAUAGCAUCAUGGCUGGUGAAGCUGUUGCUGCAGCGUGGGUAUACGGUCAAAGCCUCAGUUCGCGACCCAAAUGAUAAGAAGAAAACAGCACACUUGCUUGCGCUAGAUGGAGCUAAGGAGAGGCUUCAACUAUUCAAAGCAGACCUACUGGAAGAGGGCUCUUUUGAUUCCCUAGUUGAGGGCAGUGAAGGUGUUUUUCAUACAGCUUCUCCGUUUUAUCACAAUGUCAGCGACCCACAGGCGGAACUUAUUGACCCUGCUUUGAAGGGAACUCUUAAUGUCCUUAGAUCGUGCGCCAAGGUUCCGUCUAUCAAAAGGGUGGUAAUAACGUCCUCCAUGGCAGCAGUUGCAUUUAAUGGAAAACCUCUUGCUCCUGAUGUAGUAGUUGAUGAAUCUUGGUUUUCAGAUGUAGCUGUUUGUGAAAAAUCAAAGCUUUGGUAUAUGAUUUCAAAGACGUUGGCUGAGGAAGCUGCUUGGAAGUUUGCGAAAGAGAAUGGAAUCGACAUCGUUACAAUAAAUCCAGGAUUGGUGACUGGUCCUCUCUUACAGCCAACUCUGAACACAAGCGUGGAACCUGUUCUGAAACUCAUCAAUGGAGCUGAAAGAUUUCCAAAUACAACUUAUAGAUGGGUUGAUGUUAGAGAUGUUGCUACUGCUCAUAUUCUCGCCCUUGAGAAUGCUUCAGCAAGUGGGAGAUAUUGUCUAGUUGGAAGAGUAAUACACUGUUCUGACACCGUGAAUAUUCUGCGGGAUCUCUUCCCUGCUCUCAAGCUUCCAGAGGAAUGUGCAGAUGACAAACCAUUCACACCAACUUACCAGGUAUCCAAUGAAAGAGCCCAAAGUUUGGGAGUUAAGUUUACUCCUCUGGAGGUGACUUUGAAGGAUACCGUGGAAAGUUUGAAGGAGAAGAACUUCUUCUGAUCAUGGAUCACAUUGGACCUAUCGUUGCAACAUCAAAUCCCGUUUUAUCAACUACGUAAGAAUACGUUACAGAAAAUAAUGGGCGCUUCACAAAACUCUUGCACGAGACCCCUUUCUAUGAAGUUUGAUUGUACUUUGGAAUUUGUUUCAACUGCGUUUUAGUUACCGCGAAACUUGAAGUUCGAACUUUGUAUUGGAUCCUAAACAGUCCGACAUCCCAAGUCGAAAAGGUAUACGUAGAAUCCCAACUCAACCACUCUGAGUUGGAAGACAAUACAGGGACUCGAAGCAAUCCAAGUGCGGCAACGUUUGGCCUGGGCUGUCUUCGACUCUUAACUUAUUUGCACGUCAACAAAUGGUGGUGAGAAAAAUUAAACAAGUUUGUCAAACUCUAAUGUAACAGGUGUGUUGGGAAAUUAAUUUAAAUUCAAAACUUUUCCACAUAAACUAGUCAAUUCAUAAAUAUAUAUGCAGAAACAAACGCUCCCAGACA
Molecule: messenger RNA, 1676 nt
Organism: Pyrus x bretschneideri (Chinese white pear)
Lineage: Eukaryota; Viridiplantae; Streptophyta; Magnoliopsida; Rosales; Rosaceae
Product: phenylacetaldehyde reductase
Exons: 7
Coding region: 209-1183 (324 amino acids)
Molecular function (GO): oxidoreductase activity, acting on the CH-OH group of donors, NAD or NADP as acceptor
Source: RefSeq, a predicted model, not a curated record